Habropoda laboriosa is the source of this 981-nucleotide messenger RNA. RefSeq names its product transcription factor Sox-21-B-like. Lineage: Eukaryota; Metazoa; Arthropoda; Insecta; Hymenoptera; Apidae. Gene Ontology annotation, molecular function: RNA polymerase II cis-regulatory region sequence-specific DNA binding; DNA-binding transcription factor activity, RNA polymerase II-specific. The record is from RefSeq and is a predicted model, not a curated record. The transcript is spliced from 2 exons. Gene Ontology annotation, biological process: regulation of DNA-templated transcription; anatomical structure morphogenesis; cell differentiation. Bases 1 to 981 code for a protein of 326 amino acids.
AUGUCGUCGAAGACACUUCACAACGAGCAUAUCAAGCGGCCGAUGAACGCGUUCAUGGUGUGGUCACGGGGACAGCGACGGAAAAUGGCACAGGAGAACCCGAAGAUGCAUAAUUCUGAGAUUUCGAAGAGGCUCGGUGCUGAAUGGAAGCUGCUGAGCGAAAGUGAGAAGCGACCUUUCAUCGACGAGGCUAAAAGAUUGAGAGCCCUUCACAUGAAGGAGCACCCGGACUACAAGUACCGUCCCCGUAGGAAGCCAAAAUCCCUCGUAAAGAAGGAGAACAAAUUUGGUUUCUCGAUAUCGCCUCUGAUGUCCUCAGGAGAGACCCUAGGCAAUAUAUCGAGAGGUCUGCUGCCACCUUUAGCUCCUCCAUCGCACCACACGCUGAUGAGCCACGAGGACCUCAAGAUUCCUCGUUUCUUUCCGCCUUUUCCCUAUCCUCUCUACCCAAUCCAGCACAAACUGAGCGAGGAGUUCAACGGUGGCAAACUAGCUGCAGAUCUAGCCUUCCAAGCCCUCUACGGAGGCAGCACCUUUUAUUCCAGCCAUCAAGCCAUGUCUUGGCCAGGAUUGUCAACAGCCACCUGUCUUCAACCCAACUGUGGCUGUCCAAGUCCACCGAAAGACCCUAAGAGGCCUUACUUACCCACGAAACUAGAAGAAAGGCCAUUCCCUAGCCCGGGGAAACCAGAAGACGAUGGGUUUCCGUCAGAUAGAGACUCGAGUAGGGAGGAACCUCGAUACAGAAAACUCGAGGAAGACGCAUUUUCCUCGUCGGUGGACAGGCACCAAGAAGAUAGAUCACAGGAUCGUUUCUCUUCCUCUUCUUCGUCCUCGCCCACUGAUCAGACAGAGAAGAUCAGCAAUAGUGUGCCAACGACGACGUCAACAGUGACGACGAAGGUGGAGAGCGCAUUUUCCGUGCAGAAUUUGACGUCGUCCAGCUCGAACUUGGGCGCUCAUCGAGGACACGUCAUAUGA